UGUUCAGUCAUGAUGGCUUUCUUUUGUCAACGGGCACUGCUUCUGAGCCUGGCAGCAGCUGUGUCAGUGUACGCAGACAUGAAACUAGACUGCAGACCUGAUUUGGUGACUCUGGUGUGGACUGAGAGCAGAUCCCAGGCUGACACUUCACUCCUUCGUCUGGGUGACUGUUUCCCCACCAGCCUUUCAGCCAGGGAGGCCGUUUUCAGCGUCGGUGUCAAUGAUUGUAAUUUCAGGAGACUGGUUACUGGGGAUCAGCUAAUGUACACAAAUGAUCUGACCUACGUUUCCCCUCCUGGUUCUCACAUUCUCCCCUUCACUCACCCAGUUGUCUGUGCAUAUGAAAGGCCCAAAGACUGGUACCCUCUGGUGUAUAACCCGGUGUUUCAUACAUAUGGUCAAGGAGAUCUAGUGUUCCACAUCGGACUUAUGAAUGAUGACUUCUCAGGCCCUGCUGAAUCUACCAGUUUUCCUCUCGGCUCCUUUAUCCCCAUCAUGGUUAGUGUGGUGCAGAAGUCCCAUCAGCCCUUGCUGCUGCUUCUUGAGGAAUGUGUAGCGGCUACCACACCGGAGCUGUUGCCUGAAAGCAGUAUAUACCCGAUAAUCGCCAAUAAGGGAUGUCUGGUGGACAGUAAGGUAUCUCGCUCAAAAUUUGAACCAAGGCAGAAAUCAUCAGAGAUCCAUCUAUCCCUUCAAGCCUUUAGGUUUGGUCUCGGAGAAGAGGUGUUUAUUCACUGCAAACUUGUGGCUUGGGAUCCCAUUGGUCUUGACAACACCAACAAGGCCUGCCACUAUAACAAAGAGCAUGGCUGGGAGCUGCUGGACAACUCUGGAUAUAGUAAUCUUUGUGACUGCUGUGAGUCCAGCUGCAAGUCCAGGAGGAUGAGGAGUAUAACAUCAGGGAAACAUGGAAUAGUACAAAACGCAGUUCUUGGGCCACUUACUGUCACUGAUGUGCUUUCCUGAAGUUCCCCUACCAACAGGAAUGGAUCUCUUAUAGACUGGUUCCUUCAAUCUGAAUUGGGUUUUUAUUCUUGCUUUCACAAGCUUCUAAAAGCUUUACAUUUCAGAUCGUAACAUGGCCAUUAAAGAUCUAUCCAAAACA
Messenger RNA from Dicentrarchus labrax (European seabass), 1105 nucleotides. Its product is annotated as zona pellucida sperm-binding protein 3-like. The transcript is spliced from 10 exons. Gene Ontology annotation, biological process: positive regulation of acrosome reaction; binding of sperm to zona pellucida; egg coat formation. The record is from RefSeq and is a predicted model, not a curated record. Gene Ontology annotation, molecular function: acrosin binding. Gene Ontology annotation, cellular component: extracellular matrix. Bases 10 to 966 code for a protein of 318 amino acids. Lineage: Eukaryota; Metazoa; Chordata; Actinopteri; Moronidae.